UACACUUGCGCCAUUUACGACGUUCAUGCAACUUCCAAACAACGUUUACAACUUCUAAACACUUCUUAAAAUGAUAAUCCGUAACUUUCUCGUUAUAACAACAUUAGUUUCUGCUGUUUUCUCUUCCAAUUAUUACACUUCUAAUUAUGCACUCCGACUUCUCUUUGAGAAGGAAGUGAACUUCACACUUAAAUUAGGCGCACUAGUUGAAGAAUACCCGACACUGGAGCAGGACCUGCCAAGAAGCAAAACUUUUUUGGAGAACCCUCUUAUAACCCGGGAAUCCUUCUCUCCAGAAGUGAUCAAUAACCCCCUCAACCAAUAUCUCCUCAUGUGGAAGUUUUCACACGAGUGGGUCUAUAUGGCAAAUGACAUGCUGAAGGUCAGCACCAAAUCCGAUUAUGACGACACAUUCGACAUAGUCGCUCUGUCCGGAGAGAUCAAAUCAUCACAGGUGUCUGAGGAUGACUUAGCGAAAGCGGAGUUGUCUGUUUUGAGAGUACAGGAGUUCUACUACUUGGAUCCUGUGGAUGUAAUUCAAGGAAGGGUUCAGAAUUAUUCGGCUAGAAGCGCCUUGUCAGAGGAGCAAACAAAAAAGAUAGUAAUGAAAGCCAAAGAGUAUGGGGACAAGUGCCGGGUACACCAGUGGGGUAGGGCUAUGGAACACCUGGGCAUGGAGGUGCCAGACGAUGCCAGAGGCGUCAUAAAGAAACCACCGACAGAGGAGUAUUGCGAAUCAAUCUCAUGCUCAGCUGGGAGGGGAGAUGGUCACUGUGUCACAAAAGACCACUAUAUCGCGUCGUAUCAAGAGGCCUGCAACAACAACAGUUUCAAACUUAAGAGAAGCAAAAAGAGAAACCCUCCUUGCUUUCUGAAUGCAAUUCACCCGACUCAGUUGCUGCAGCCAAUCAAAACAGAGUGGAUCUCGGUUAAUCCUCCUGUAUAUCAGUUUCACGGAGUGUUCACACAUCAGGAAUGUGAUGAAUUUUGGGCUACAGGUGCCGCACAGCAGUCGAGAAGCACUCUGGUCCAGAAAAAGACGGAUGGACUUGGAACGACGGACGACAGUCGCGUUGGAACCAACAGUUGGAUGCGCAAUGCAGAUUCGUCAGUUGUAAAAAUGUUCAGUGAUAGAGUGAGUUACGCAACUGGUGUACAAACUGAUGUGGAGGUGGAAGAUUGGCAGGUAGCCUCCUACGGCAUCGGAGGGCACUACUGGUUCCACCACGACUACCUUCCGGAGGACUCGGACUUCAUGGGACACCUGGGUAACAGACUGGCCACCUUCAUGGCAUACCUGUCAGACGUUCCCCUCGGAGGCGCCACAGCAUUUCCCAAUCUCAAACUUAGUUUCUUCCCUGCGAAAGGUAGCGCAUUGUUCUGGUUCAACACCAACCUCAACCAAGCAGAUCUUCCCCAGACACUCCAUGGGGGCUGUCCAGUGCUACUGGGCGCGAAGCAUAUAGGCAACAAAUGGAUUCGAUACAAGGGACAGUUCUUGACUUACCCCUGUGGGAAAACGCCGAAGUCACUACCCACUCUUCCUGCAUCAUUGUGCACUUAUUCAUGAUUAGCUCCCAACAAAAAAUAACUUGAAGAGAUUUUGGAAGUUAAUCAAAAAACUAUAUGUUAAAAAUGUAUCCAUUUGAUUCUAGCAUGAUUCAAUUAGCACAAUUAUAGUGUCAAUUUAUUAAGGAAAUUAUUUCAGGUUAUAGCAUGAUAAACUUGCCGACAUAAAAUGAAAUGAAAUCAGCAGAAAAUAAAAUCGAUUCUAUUCAAAGGCACCUGUUAGUGACUUUAAACAAUAGUUUUGAGAGGAAAACGGUUAAAUUUUUGAAAUAAAAUCCAAAAA
Symsagittifera roscoffensis is the source of this 1852-nucleotide messenger RNA. RefSeq names its product prolyl 4-hydroxylase subunit alpha-2-like. NCBI's taxonomy places the organism in Eukaryota, Metazoa, Xenacoelomorpha, Acoela, Convolutidae. The record is from RefSeq and is a predicted model, not a curated record. The transcript has 10 exons. Gene Ontology annotation, cellular component: endoplasmic reticulum. Gene Ontology annotation, molecular function: procollagen-proline 4-dioxygenase activity; L-ascorbic acid binding; iron ion binding. Gene Ontology annotation, biological process: peptidyl-proline hydroxylation to 4-hydroxy-L-proline. The coding region runs from base 71 to 1570 and encodes 499 amino acids.